Molecule: messenger RNA, 1321 nt
Organism: Baudoinia panamericana UAMH 10762
Lineage: Eukaryota; Fungi; Ascomycota; Dothideomycetes; Mycosphaerellales; Teratosphaeriaceae
Exons: 1
Coding region: 51-1223 (390 amino acids)
Biological process (GO): branched-chain amino acid catabolic process; response to nutrient
Molecular function (GO): catalytic activity
Source: RefSeq, a predicted model, not a curated record
UCUACCUCCUCGAUGCGAACAAGUAGAGAUAUGCACGAUGUGAUAUACCAAUGCUUCGACCUAUCGUACGAUGGAGCCCCCGUGCGUUGUGCUCUUCCCGCGCGCGCACUUACGCUUCUCACGCACCGAAAGCUCGCCUUAACAUACCAACCGACUACUCGUCCACCCCAUUGCUACACCACAGCGCGAAGUCAGCGCUGGCCAACAAGGAACUACCUUACGAGGCUCGCAAUGGUACGACCAGCCGGAUCAACCUGUUCCAAGCCAUCAAUGCCGCGCUUUCCCAUGCCCUUCGAUCAGACCACCGGGUCUUGCUAUUUGGCGAGGAUGUUGCAUUUGGUGGCGUGUUCCGCUGCUCGAUGAACCUUGCAACCGAGUUCCAAGAUCGAGUGUUCAAUACGCCGCUGACAGAACAAGGGAUCGUUGGCUUCGCCAUAGGUGCAGCUAUGGAGGGUAUGCGGCCCAUCGCCGAGAUCCAGUUCGCCGACUACGUCUUUCCAGCUUUUGACCAGAUCGUCAAUGAGGCCGCCAAAUGUCGGUAUCGGGCUGGCAGUAACGGCGGCAGUAUGAGUUGUGGAGGCCUUGUUAUCCGUAUGCCGAGUGGCGCUGUCGGUCACGGCGCCCUCUACCACUCACAGUCGCCUGAGUCCUUAUUCACACAUAUCCCAGGGAUGCGUGUGGUCGUCCCACGGUCACCCUCUCAAGCGAAAGGUUUGCUGCUGGGUGCGAUAGCUUGCAACGAUCCUGUCAUCUUCAUGGAGCCUAAAAGCCUUUAUCGAGCAGCCGUUGAGCAUGUCCCUGCUGAACCCUACACUCUGCCGCUUGGCACAGCAGAGGUUCUUAAGGAAGGCAAGGACGUCACGAUCGUUUCUUACGGAACGCCGCUCUAUACAUGCCAAUCAGCUCUCGCCGCGGCGGAAAGGGACUUCAAGUGUUCUGUGGAGCUCGUCGAUCUACGGACCGUCUAUCCUUGGGACAGACAGGCGGUUAUGGCAUCAGUGAACAAAACCGGCCGCUGCAUCAUCGUGCACGAAAGCAUGCUAAAUGCAGGCGUUGGCGCUGAAGUUGCGGCCACGGUUCAGGAAGGCUGCUUCCUCCGAUUAGAGGCUCCGGUGCAAAGGGUGGCGGGCUGGAGCACACACCCGGGACUUGCUUACGAGAAGUUCAACAUCCCGGAUGUUGUACGCGUGUAUGAUAGCAUCCGCAAAGCUCUUAAUUAUUGACGAAGCGCUCUCUCUUGCAAGCUAUCUCCUGCCCUAACGAUCCAUGUCUAACCGUGCACGAUCGUCCAGUUGUUAUCUCCCAGUGGAUCUUGUGACAG